Caenorhabditis elegans is the source of this 1652-nucleotide messenger RNA. It is a transcript of the gene cyp-13B1, whose product is annotated as Putative cytochrome P450 cyp-13B1. The record is from RefSeq and is marked reviewed. Bases 26 to 1558 code for a protein of 510 amino acids. Gene Ontology annotation, molecular function: iron ion binding; heme binding; oxidoreductase activity, acting on paired donors, with incorporation or reduction of molecular oxygen. Lineage: Eukaryota; Metazoa; Nematoda; Chromadorea; Rhabditida; Rhabditidae. The transcript has 10 exons.
AUUGUCUUCAGUCUACGUCGUAGCGAUGGGAGCUAUUAUUGUGCUGGUGGUGCUAUUUGCUACUAUUGCUGGUUACUUCAAAUGGAUACACACAUACUGGAGAAGACGUGGAAUAAGUGGACCGGAAGGUCUGCCUUUUAUCGGAAAUUAUUAUGACCUAGCGGAUGUUAACAAACCAAGAGGAUAUCUUAUUCAUAAAUGGACACAGAAAUUUGGAAAAGUUUUUGGCUACUACGAGGGGGCUGUUCCAGUGUUAGUCGUGUCCGACAUGGAUAUGCUACAAGAAUUGUUCCUUAAGAAGUUCGACAAUUUCUACGCAAGGAAAUCCACAAAUCAUAUUCAUGGAAACUUGGAAUGCUCAAAGUCCGAACCAAGAAUAAAUUUGUUCACUUCAAGAGGAGCUCGAUGGAAGCGCUUGAGAGCUUUGGCAUCGCCAGGGUUUUCGGUGAAAGCUUUAAAGCAGGUUCACGAUGUUAUGGAAGACAGUGCUAUCAACAUGGUUGACUUAAUGGCAAAACACGAAGAUGGAAAACCAUUCAACAUUCACGCAUAUUUCCAAGAAUUCACGUAUGAUGUUAUUUCAAGACUUGCUAUGGGGCAACCAAAUUCUGAACUUUUCAAUAAUUCUGGAGUUGAAAUCGUUAAAUCGAUUUUCAUGAGGACACACCGAGUUCUGCCAUGGUAUUUUACAGUCUUGUUUCCUCAAUUUGAACACUUGGUAAAACGAAUGUUCUACAAUCACGCAGCUGUCCAGGGUGGAGAUAUUGAAAAAUUGUUGCUUAUUUGCAAAAAAACUGUCGAAAGUAGAAUUCAAGAAAGAGAGGAAAAUGCAAAACUUGGAUUUGAAAACGCGGAAAACGACUUCAUCGAUAUGUUCCUUAACUAUUAUAGUGAACAAGUUGAAGAUAUUGAAUUUGGUAGUACUGUAGAGAAAAAGGUCACAGCUGAAGAUGUUAUUGGAGCGUGUUUCGUGUUUCUACUUGCUGGUUUUGAUACGACUGCAAACUCAUUGGCUUACGCAUCUUAUUUAUUGGCAAAACACCCGGAGAAGAUGAAAUUGGCUCAAGAAGAAGUUGAUACCGUUGUGGGAUCUGAAAAUGUAUCCUAUGAUGAUAUGACAAAGUUGAAGUAUUUAGAUGCAGUUGUAAGAGAAUCAUUAAGAUUGUAUCCAGUCGCUUGGUUCGCCUGCUCCCGGGAAUGCGUGAAGCCUACCACACUUGGUGAUAUUUACAUUGAUAAGGGUGUGAAAAUUGAAGCAGAUGUUAUGUCACUUCAUAGAAGCAAGGAAAUCUGGGGUGAAAACGCGGAUGAUUUUGUUCCAGAAAGAUGGCUCGAGCCUUCAUCCCGACAUACCAUGUCUUGGAUACCGUUUGGAGCAGGACCCCGUCAAUGUGUUGGAAUGCGUUUAGGACUUUCCGAAGCAAAGACUGCAUUGGCUCAUUUGCUUCGAAGAUAUGAUUUAGUCGCAGGAGUAGAAACUGAGAAAGAGUUGAACAUUCUUGGUUGCACAACUACAUCGCCAGAAGCUGUUACGUUGUACUUGAAGCCGAGAAUUUAAAUUUCGUGAAAUUAAACCGUUUAUUAUACUCGACCAUUACUUGUAAUAUAAAUUUAUUGUGGUGAUUUUUUAAAACAAAAUUGUUAUUGAUUCU